AUGAGCAGUUCCGUGCGCUAUGGGGCACUGCGGACGCUCCAGGGCGUAGCGGCACGUGGUGCGCACACUGCUGCUUUUCGCCAACAGUGCGGCGACCGAGGAUCGCUUCUACGUGCCCUGGGGAAGCGCGCUGAGGCACCCGUCGCACAAGGCUGUAAGCAAACACGCAACGAUGCAGAGUCUUGGCCUCGAGGUCUCGCUCGUGGCCCCGGCCGGGCGUUCUUUAGCAACCACACCGGCUACCAGGACGCGUACCGACAGCAGCGUGCUUCCGAGGUCGCCGCCGCAGAGGAAAAGGAGAUGCUGCUGCUGAGGAAGCUCAGACUAAAACUUACGAGGCCGGUCUCGCAGGCAACCGGUCAUACGCAUCCACAUCUCCUGGACAUAGACCAGGUUACACCUGGUAUUCCACUCGCGGAGUAUCGAGCGCGACGACAAGCACUGGCAGCGCUCAUGCCGCCACAUUCGCUGCUCAUUUUACCCGCUGCUCCAGAGCAGUUUUACUCAAUGGACGUUCCACAUCGCUACCGUCAACACACGGACUUUCUGUACUUUACGGGGUGUCUGGAACCGCAGGCUGCACUCGUGGUCUACAAACCGCGCUCUGCUGCCGUUGACGCCUCGGCCAUCGAGCCGGGCCCUCAACCGGAUGCACUGCAAGCUGAGUUUCUCCUCUUCGUCCGCGCGAGAGACGCAUCCCGGGAGCUCUGGGAUGGCCCCAUGAUUGGCAUUGAAGACGCUCCGGCAAUGUUCGGCAUUCCCAAUGUGUACCCAGUGGAGCGCCUGGGCGCUCUCGUUGCCGAGAUUAUGCAUGGUGGCGAGCCGACUCCGCCGUCACUCUUCUUUGACGCAAAUGUGAAUUCCGAGUUCACGAAACGUGUGGGUACCGCUCUGGCACCCGACAAGUCCAUGGAAUCCGCCGCCGGCGCCGCCUGGCAGUCUUUUGCGUCGCGUCUGUGUUCACCGGUGCCUCUGACGCAACCGCUGCGGUUGUUCAAGUCACCGAACGAGCUCGCAUUGAUGCGUCGUGCCGCUGCAGUUACAGCGGAUGCAUUUAUCGACGCGAUGCAGCGCACUAGCGCCGGACUUGGUGAAUGGCAAAUCGCUGCGCGCAUGGCCUAUACCAUGGGGUUUCGUGGCGGCCCCAGCGCUCGCCUUGCGUUCCCCAUGGUGGUGGCAUCGGGUCCACGAGCCUGCACGCUCCAUUAUACGGAGAACGCAGCGCUACUGCAAAAACACCACAUGCUCAUGGUCGACGCCGGCGUUGAACUGCAUGGCUAUUGCAGCGAUAUCUCUCGUUCGUGGCCUGUCGAUGGCCGGUUCCGAGGAGCUGCCAAGACCCUCUACGAUAUGCUGCUGAGCAUUCACGAGGCUUGCUUGAAGCUCGCGCGGGAGCAAACGCACCCAUCGCAUACCGCUGGUGAUGUCGCCGGUGAAUGCCGAGCGCCAGCGGCCAGCCUGGAGCACCUUCACCGAGUCUGCGUUCGGAUGAUUGCGGAGAAUCUGUAUGAACUAGGGUUUUUCGGCCGACGACACCGGGUAGAUGAGAUCAUCGAGCGCGGUCUCUACGGACGGUACUUUCCGCAUGCGCUCGGGCACUAUCUGGGCAUGGAUACACACGACACUCAUCAGUUGAGCAAGGCGAUUCCGUUUCGAGCUGGCAUGGUGAUCACUGUGGAGCCCGGCGUAUACGUCCCGGUGGCAGAUGGUGAUGCACCAGCAGCCUUUCGAGGUCUAGGCAUGCGCAUCGAGGACGACGUGGUGAUUCGCCCGGGCGGAGCCGCCCCGGAAAUCCUCUCCGCGGGGAUUCCUCUGCAAGCGCGAGAUAUCGAGGCGGUUAUGCGUGAGAUAGCCACGACAAGCGCGCACUAUUGA
Molecule: messenger RNA, 1875 nt
Organism: Cyanidioschyzon merolae strain 10D
Lineage: Eukaryota; Rhodophyta; Bangiophyceae; Cyanidiales; Cyanidiaceae
Product: probable proline aminopeptidase P
Exons: 1
Coding region: 1-1875 (624 amino acids)
Cellular component (GO): mitochondrion
Molecular function (GO): metalloaminopeptidase activity; manganese ion binding
Source: RefSeq, a predicted model, not a curated record